GUUUUCGAGACACAUUCAACUGAAUACCGUGAUAGCAAUCACCACCUCGCUACCUCAGUCACAAUGCAAGCUCCCAGCUCUGUCUCGCAAGUCUCAAUCAGGUCCAUAUCGACAAUUGCUUUCGUCGCGCUGGUAGCUUUGCUUCAAAUGCAGUCUACAGGAGCUGAGGCCACGCGCUCCCAGAGUCAUGGACUUGCUCUAGCUUCUCAAACAGGCGGUAGCAGCUCGAAGUCCAUGUCAGGAUCUACGACUAUUUCUGAGGAAGAAGUCGACUACGUUAUCCUCGCUGACGGCGACCAACGUACUUGCUACAAUGCGACAUUUGAGAUUAAGACCAUCGCGAGCUUCGAUCUAUCAGAGCGGUAUGCCAAACUUUGCGGAAGCGGUGAUCCCAAACUUAUGAUGCAUGCCACAGUACAGUGUCAAAUGUGGUGCAAGGGUGAACGUUCGCAGUACGAGGCGAAGUGGAGGGCUUACGUUCGCUCGGGCGCGCGGAGCGGGUAUUGUUUGCAGACUAAAGUUGUUCGCAUCCCGGAAUCUAGGCUUGUCGCAAGCGCGAAUGUCAAUGAAAAACUGUGUUUCAGGUCCUGUGCAUGUAAAAUGUACAACAAUGUUGGCAGCAUUAAAAUGCCCUGUGUUAAGCGGAACCACAAGAGAUACAUGUUUUCACCCACGCUUCCGAGAUCUCUGCUAGAGAAAGAAGGGUGGCUCAAUCUGUCGUGUCAUUACGAAGAGAUGUUUGACAAACUCGAAUGGACAUCACUUCGAGCCGCUCCUGGUCAAAUGAGUCAGUAUAGCUUGCCAUGGACCGUGACUCUAGACAAGAUUGAAGCUACGAACCUGGUUUGUGAGCUAAAACGGCCUCCAAACUGUUGGUGUCGCAAACAGAAAGACGGUCGCAAGCACUCUUACAAGUCAAGCAAAUGUGUUCCAGGCCAUGCAGAAUCUUUACCAACCAAUCUCUCGCGGGAUCCGACAGCUCCUCCUAGUCAGCAAUUAGGUCAAUGCAUGCCAUCAGAAAGCAGAACCAUUGGCGGCUCUUCAACCAACAGAUAUGCAUCAAGCUCAAGUCAAAGAGUGUCUCGCGGAGAUACCGCAUCUUCAAGCACCACCAACCCAGCUGAACAUCAACAAGACUCUACGGCUCCAGAAGCAGUGCAGCAAUUUACCAUUCAGUGGGAGGGAACAGUGCCGGAUGAGAACUGGUUACCAUCAUCUGGACGCACAGAUGACACCGAUAUGCCCACAGCAUAUUGCAAGGAGACCCUCGAGUUUGACCCUGCAGAGGCAGGUCCAUUUCUCGAAAAGCAAUGUGUCGAAGAAGAUGACGGCGAAUGGUCUGAUCAAGGCGUCUUAUUUAACUUCAUGUGACGCAGGUGAAGAUUUCAGAUCGUCGUCUGUACAAG
Protomyces lactucae-debilis is the source of this 1406-nucleotide messenger RNA. RefSeq lists its product as uncharacterized. The record is from RefSeq and is a predicted model, not a curated record. Bases 64 to 1371 code for a protein of 435 amino acids. NCBI's taxonomy places the organism in Eukaryota, Fungi, Ascomycota, Taphrinomycetes, Taphrinales, Protomycetaceae. The transcript has a single exon.